UCUUGGGCGAGACAUCGUACAGAGCGGUUGUACGUGUUUGAGAACAGUAUUUGCAAUAAUUAAAAGCAAUCGUUCGUGAGAGCAGUGCUUCUUAUUGAUAUACAAGCGAGUACCUCUUCUAGUGGCUUUUGGUGUAAAGAGACACAAGUGUGAUCGAGGCAAAAAUCAUGGCUUCCAGUGGUAUCAAACGUGAUAUUCCUAUCAAGCUCGACCGCGACUUCAGCGUGCUCGACACCGAAUUUUCCAACAUACGGGAACGCUUCGAGGCUGAGAUGAAAAAGAUGGAGGAUGAGAUGACACGAUUCCGUAGCGAACUGACGAAUCACGAAAGUAGCUUCUUUAAGAGUGUCUCCAGUCGACAUCACACGAGCUCCAGCGAACACUCUACUUCGACGACCUCGAAGACUGAAGGUUGGGACCCUGCUGCACCGCCAAAGCGGUCCACGUUCGACAGCUUCAAAAGCACCGAGGGCAACGCUCCUAUGAACGCCCAGCAAGACUCCGCCUGGCUCGAUGGCCUCAACAGCCCACUUAUCAUGGACGAAGGUGACAGGAAGAUGCUGAAGCUCCGAUUCGAUGUCUCCCAGUAUGCGCCUGAGGAGAUCGUCGUCAAGAGCGUGGACAACAAACUGCUGGUCUAUGCAAAACACGAGGAGAAGACAGAGAGCAAAUCAGUAUACAGGGAGUACAACCGUGAGUUCCUGUUACCUAAAGGAACUAAUCCCGAGAGCAUCAAGUCUUCGCUGAGCAAAGAUGGCGUACUCACUGUCGAGGCUCCACUACCAGCAAUCAAUACGCGCGAGAAGCUCAUCCCAAUCUCACACCAGUAGACACCCAAUCAACUGGACGAAUACACGAGAAAAUGAUCCUUAAAACUCCCUCCGAAAUUCCAUCAUUCGUGUGUCCGUCAGAUCGCUCCCUUCCCAUCCUUUCCAUCAAUUCCCGUAAGUCCAUUUCUUUCUUCUCCUUUUUCUCCUGUUUAGCUUGUUUUCUUUUUUCUUUUUUCACUUUUUGUUUUUUCUCCACUCUUUUGCUGUGAAUACCCGUUUCUCUUCUCCGCUGUUCAAUUCACUUGAGUAACGCACUUUCUUUUUUAAUUUGAAUGGAUUUUAUGAAUUUUUUUUUUUUAUUUUGUAAGAAAAUAUUUUUUUUUCACUUCCUGAUUGAAAUGAUCGUGAUUUUACAUCCAGUGUUCAAAUUUUUACAUAAAAGAAAUAUGUUAAAUCAUGACGAAGAAACGAGUACCAGCGGAAAAAUUCGAGGUUCGCAGUGAAGCAUGUUUACGAAACGCGUUCAACAAGCAAGCUCCCGCGUGAAAACUUGGGAUUGUAGCUUUCCGGCUAAAUUACUCGAGUCUCCGCAAGGUACAAGUUCAAAAAGAAAGUGUGUCAAACACAUUUCUUCCUCCGAAAAAAGUAAAACAAAAAACAUAUUCAUUCGAAUAAACAUUUCACAAGUACCAAAAUGUUUAGCCCUCCCAUAAAUCUAUAAAUUAUUUUUUAUACUUUUUGAAUAAAAAUUCAUAGUUAUUAUUCAGGGUGGUCAAGAGCAAAAUUCUUGCGUUAAAAAAUAGAACAUAACCUAAAAGGGCUACAUAAGAAACGAUAAUCAAAUGUCGAUGAAACAAAAAAAAAAUUUCUUUAUUGCUAUAGAAUAUCAC
Molecule: messenger RNA, 1660 nt
Organism: Eufriesea mexicana
Lineage: Eukaryota; Metazoa; Arthropoda; Insecta; Hymenoptera; Apidae
Product: heat shock protein beta-1
Exons: 4
Coding region: 168-830 (220 amino acids)
Biological process (GO): protein refolding; response to heat
Cellular component (GO): nucleus; cytoplasm
Source: RefSeq, a predicted model, not a curated record